AUGACCCCAGGACUGAAGAACGCUGGUCAAACCUUUCAAAGAUUCAUACACGAAGUACUUCAUGGACUGUAUUUCGUUUUCGCAUUCAUUGAUGAUCUCCUUGUUGCAAGCCCUGAUAAAGAAACGCACGAAACCCAUCUACGAACCGUGCUACAACGAUUAGAAGACAAUGGAAUCUCAAUCAACCCUUCGAAAUGCAUAUGUGGACAAAAAGAAGUUCAAUUUCUUGGUUUCACCGUCAGCAAGGAAGGAAUCAAACCGCCUACUGAAAAAGUCAGAGUCAUCAUCGAUUAUGCGAAACCUAAUACAAUUGAAGAACUAACGCCAUUUCUUGGGAUGGUUAAUUUUUACAGAGAACACAUACCUAAAGCCGCUGAAAUCCAAGCACCACUUCAAGCUUACCUACACAACACGAAGAAAAAAGAUAAAAUGUUAAUCGGAUGGAACGAUGAAGCCACGAAGGCAUUUGAAGCUUGUAAAGCUGCGAUUCAAAAUGCAGCUUUGCUCGCUCACCCAUCACACGAAGCAACCCUUGCUAUCUUCAGCGACGCAUCCAAACUCUCAGUAGGAGCUGUACUCCAACAAUACAUUAAUGGGAAAUGGCAACAACUUGGCUAUUUUUCGAAGAAAUUCGACCAUUCGACCGAGAGCUACUCGCUAUCUACAUGGCUAUCAAGCACUUCAGAAAAACGUUCGAGGGUCGAAACCUGA
This is a messenger RNA of Parnassius mnemosyne (clouded apollo), 711 nucleotides long. The record is from the annotation of a GenBank genome assembly. NCBI's taxonomy places the organism in Eukaryota, Metazoa, Arthropoda, Insecta, Lepidoptera, Papilionidae.